CCCUCCUCCUCCUCUCUCACUGCUCAGGCAGAAUAAUGUUAACGUCAAACACGAAUUGUUUCGCCUUAUGAUAGUUUAGCGUGAAGGUCACGCUGCAAGCAAAACACCGUUCCACCUUCUUGGUAAAGAAUUUAUACCCAUUGUUGUUGUCAGCACUGCAUUGACAUAGAAAACACUUAACUGUGUCUUUGUUUGCAUUCUUUCCCUAUCUUUCUACAGUUCUAUUGACUGCUUAUUGAAUGUAACACCAAGCAAGGUUUCCAGAUGGCAGGCAACCCAUUCAAAACAACGGAGUUUGUCUCCAAAAUUCACGUGUGGUUACAAGAUGUUGACCCUUUUCGGCUUCGUCGUCUAGUUCAGAAAGAAGGACUAAUCAGCUUUGACCAAAUGGAACGUUUGAGGAAGAUAAAGGAUAUUGCUGAACACAAUGCAGAAUUGAUUUCAAUACUUUGUCCUGGAGAAACUAAAUCCUAUCAGGUCUUAUGUUCGGUGAUCCACCAAAUGGGCUACACUGACCGACACUUGGAGAUGCUUCGUAUUGUGGCUAAUCCAGAGCAAGAAUUGCUGGCCAGUGCUGGGCAACCAGAGUCAGCCAACGCCAUAGUAACCAGUGCAGACCCACCUGGAACCAUGCCAACUGAAGAAGGCACAACAGCAGCGGCUGCGUCAGCAGGAUAUGCUGCGUAUCAAUCCACUGCAGGGGCGGCAAGUCCAUCGCCACUUGGACAGCAAGUAGCACCAAUGUGGCCACCGAUGAAAAGCAGAAUUGCAGCAGCAAGAACAGGAGCAGUAGGAGGAGAAGCAGCUGGAGUAGCAGCAGCAGCAGCAACAGGUGCAAUGACAGCAGCAGGUGCAAUGGCAGGAGCAGCAGGGGCAAUGGUAGGAGCAGCAACAGCAGCAGCAACAGCAGCAACAGCAGCAGCAGCAGCAGCAGCAGCAGUGGCAAUGGCAGGAGUAGCAGAAGCAGACGCACUAGCUUCGUCAGCAACUGUAUUAACCCCUCAAGCAUCACUACAGGCAAGGCUUCCAAUUGGAACAGCAACGUUAGAACGUGUGCAUGGAGCAACAGCAGAGUCAGAACUAGAAGCAACAGCCACAGUAUCAGCUGUACCAGCACUUCACCAUCGCCAUUAUUCAGGUGCACAACCACCUCUUGCUCUGCAGCCCGGUGCAGCCUUAGCUUGCUCCUCCACUAAUAGAUCACUAUCAACAAUGUCAGGCCCUUCUACUACGGCAGAGACUACAUUAGGUCUUAGCCAGACCUGUAUGAGUGCACCCACCCAAGCCACUACAACACAUCCCAUUGCCAGCUCAGCUAACACUAGCACUGGCAGCUUUACAGCUGAUGGUAAUGCUGCUAGGAGAGGAACUGCAUUGCAGCAGAGUACACAGCAACCAGCGUCAGUCCACCUUGACAGCACGGCACAGCUGGCAGCAGCUACAGCAGUAAGACAUGCUUCUUCACAGCCUCUCGAGCUGCAAGCCAAGAGGGCCCUACUUAGCAAUGUUGGUAGACCAUUCACCGAUGAAAUGACCAGGCAUAUUGACUAUGUGUCAGCUCCAAGUAUGGCUCGUACCAGUCCAGACUCCCAGGCCUCUCUGCCGCAGAAGUCUCAGUUCCUCCUGGACAGCACCAAAGGUGACUCAGGGUUGUCCAGUUCGUCUGCUAACUCAGACACAGAAGAAUGGACAGAAGAUGAUCUGCGCAAUGCUCGAGUCACGGUCUUUAUGGACAGCAAACUGAGGACAUCUGUGGACGACUGUGAUAGAAUUAUCUUGGACAGUUUAUCUCAGCUGCACUUCAGUGAGACUAAAAUCAAAAUCAAAUCGAAGAGCAGAAAGAGUGAUCCUGCGCUCACCCGUGUUGAAGGAAAAGGAGGAGAUACAAGGACAUUGGUCCAAAUCAUUAUCAACGGAAAACCUGAUGACUACACUAAAGAAAGGAUCCGAAGGGAAGUUAUUGAGGACCUGGAGGACCUUACCUUCUCCAAGGAUCAAAUUCAGGUCAUCUACAAAGGCGACUGGGAUUCCAUCCAGGUCGUACUACUGCUACCAAUGAGGACACUGGGUCAUCUACUCUACCUUGCAGUACACUAUCCUGGACUGCUGGGAGGCCUGGGUAUACUUCAAAUCAUCGACAUCUCCUCAUUGACAAUAAUUGACUUUCGAGAGAUAACAGGCAACUCUAGCAGCUCCAAUAUGGCCUUAGACGAGUUGCUAGAUGAUGAUGGAGAGCUGUCAGAGGACUAUGACGAUGACGAGGAUGAGGAUGAUGAUGUUGAGGAUCUACCUCAGGGCUAUGACAAGGAUAAGUAUGGAUAUGAGAGCGAGGUAAAUGAGAUGGAGUUUUCGAGGCGCGCUGACACAGCUGAUGCUGCUGAACGCCACCUUUCCCAGCAGGAAUAUGAUCAGCUGAAUGACCGUAGUAUGGAUUUCCAGUCGGUGCUGGCAGCCAUAAUGGGGUCACACAGGAAAGACCAGAAUUUCCUGACAGCAAUCAGCGCUUCCAUUGCUAACAAAAUGCUCAGCUCGAACACAGCCAGACUGGUGGCACUCACGCACAGACGGAAGAAGGAACUUGCAGCACCUCAAGACAGGCCGGUAUUUUUGACAUCGCCGGAGCGAAUUGAGAGGCUGACAACAGAGCUGAAGAAAACCACAUUAGAGCAGCAGCCUGUAGCAGAAAAGGAACAGAUCAGCCCGGUAGAGAAGCCCAUCAGCUCGGUAGAGAUGCCCAUCAGCCCCAGAAAGAUACACAGGCCCCCAACACAGAUACCCUGGAGCACUAGCCUAACACCAGACAAACAUUCCGAGCGUGGCGACACUCCGUUGCACGAUGCCGCCUGGAGAGGUAACCUCGAGGUGUGUCAAGCGCUGAUCGCUGGAGGGGCCGACUGUAAAAUCAAGAAUGAGCGUGGCGACACUCCGUUGCACGAUGCCAUCAGGAGAGAUAACCUCGAGGUGUGUCAAGCGCUGAUCGCUGGAGGGGCCGACUGUAACAUCAAGAAUGAGCGUGGCGACACUCCGUUGCACGAUGCCGUCAGGAGAGAUAACCUCGAGGUGUGUCAAGCGCUGAUCGCUGGAGGGGCUGACUGUAACAUCAAGAAUGAGCAUGGCGACACUCCGUUGCAUGAUGCCGCCAGUAUAGGUAAACUCGAUGUGUGUCAAGCGCUGCUCCCUGCAGGGGCGGAUUGCAACAUCAAGAAUGAGCGUGGCGACACUCCGUUGCACAAAGCCGUCUGGGGUGGAAUCGAGGUGUGUCAAGCACUGCUCGCUGCAGGGUCGGACUGUAACAUCAGGAAUAAGGAUGGCAACACUCCGUUGCACAAAGCCGUCUGGCGUGGAAUCGAGGUGUUUCAAGCACUGCUCGCUGCAGUAGCGGACUGUACCAUCAAGAAUACGCGUGGUGACACUCCAUUGCACAAUGCCGCCAGUAUAGGUAAACUCGAUGUGUGUCAAGCGCUGCUCGCUGCAGGGGCGGAUUGCAACAUCAAGAAUGAGGAUGGCGAAACUCCGUUGCACAAAGCCGUCUGGGGUGGAAUCGAGGUGUUUCAAGCACUGCUCACUGCAGGGGUGGACUAUAACAUCAAGAAUACGCGUGGCGACACUCCGUUGCACGAUGCCGCCAGUACAGGUAAACUCGAUGUGUGUCAAGCGCUGCUCGCUGCAGGGGCGGAUUGCAACAUCAAGAAUGAGCGUGGCAACACUCCGGUGCACUAUGCCGCCCAGAGAGGUAAACUCGAGGUGUGUCAAGCGUUGCUCGCUGCAGGGGCGGACUGUAACAUCAAGAAUACGGAUGGCCUGACACCACUGGACAGAGCGAGACACUGGAGCCAUCAUGUGGUUGUAGCGCUAUUGGAGAAGGCCACCCCAAAGACAUCAUGAGACCUUUACUAAGUGUAAAGUGACUAUGCACACACUGCGGGUCAUUUCCUACCAGAUGUAGCAACAUGGCAGCUAUCUUACUCUGGCAAAUCCAUAGCUUUAAUCGUCACAUAUGCAUGACUUUGCAUGUAUUUGAGCAAUGGGCAGGUAGGACUGCGGUGUUUUCUGGCUGUCCCAGCCGACAAUGCCAGCGCAUGAUACCAUACAUUUCUAGACAAGCUCUCUUCCAUUUCCUCUUCUCUUCUAAGUAUCUGUUGCAGAUUUUCUUGCACCCUACCCAGUUCUUAACUAGAAGUUACAAUGCUUAUUUUGCGGACAAUUAGAAAAGUUAGAAUGUUAGCAAAGAAGUUGUACAAUGUCUCUACAGUAGCGCGUCGCUAGCAUCUCAAUUAGAAUCAAUUGCCAUCAUAUCGGCAGUGGACAAGUUCCAUUUUCAUUAUUUUCUCCUUUUUAUCAAUUGCUCGCUUGACUAGGCUAUUCGGUAUGCUAGCAGCCUUGUGACUUCCAUUGCAAACGGCCACCAAUUUUGUUUAAUUUUGUUUUACCGCAAUCCGAAGUUGUGGAGACAAGAACGUGAUACUAGGCGGUAAUAAUAUACCGGUAUUUUACUACUCCCUGCUUGAUACUACCGGUAUUAUCAUUAAUCAUAGCAUGUUGCUACAUUUUUCUCUGGCCUGCGGCAGUGUUUACCGAAGUGGUACGCCUUGGCACGUUCGUUGUUUACACUGGCAUGCCCUGAUGCACACGUACUUGUACGUGUACAUGUAUAUCCUUGUGGAACGACUAUCACUGACCUUCUCGCAGUGAAUGCACACCUUGUAUUGCUAAUUUUGCAUGGGUUUCAUUCAUGUCUCUGCGCAGAAUGUUCCAGCUUUUCACUGAUAUUAUAAUAUUGGAGUUAUUGGUGAUUUUUUCCAAUCAAUUUCACGCUCUUUGUUGGGCAUAUCCAGUAGUUAGCCCCUUCA
Sycon ciliatum is the source of this 4850-nucleotide messenger RNA. RefSeq lists its product as uncharacterized. The record is from RefSeq and is a predicted model, not a curated record. Gene Ontology annotation, molecular function: ubiquitin-protein transferase activity; protein binding. NCBI's taxonomy places the organism in Eukaryota, Metazoa, Porifera, Calcarea, Leucosolenida, Sycettidae. Gene Ontology annotation, biological process: protein K6-linked ubiquitination. The coding region runs from base 265 to 3885 and encodes 1206 amino acids. The transcript is spliced from 21 exons. Gene Ontology annotation, cellular component: BRCA1-A complex; BRCA1-BARD1 complex.